Molecule: messenger RNA, 349 nt
Organism: Armigeres subalbatus
Lineage: Eukaryota; Metazoa; Arthropoda; Insecta; Diptera; Culicidae
Product: inorganic pyrophosphatase-like
Biological process (GO): phosphate-containing compound metabolic process
Cellular component (GO): cytoplasm
Molecular function (GO): inorganic diphosphate phosphatase activity; magnesium ion binding
Source: RefSeq, a predicted model, not a curated record
UUCACAACCACCAACAAAGCGUCAGUGCCAAAAAUGAUUCCAUCGUGUGUUGGCGGUAGCCGGGCGACAGUCGUUCCUUUGACGCGGCGGUGUUUUCAGCAGAAUCAGCAGCGGGUUCGGUUCGGAUUAGAAGCAUCAAGGGCACGUUUUGUUGGUACAGAAAACGGUGCAGUGAGUCGUUUCCUCUCGGUGACGGGAUCAAAGAACGGGUUUUGUUUGCUUGGUAGUUUACGCAGUUGUUACGGAACGGUGAAUACGGGGAGUGCUUGCCGCAAGAUGACCGGAGUCAAGAAGUACCAAAUCGUGGAACGGGGCGCACCAAAUUCGACCGACUAUCGGCUGUUCUUCA